Mercenaria mercenaria is the source of this 4564-nucleotide messenger RNA. RefSeq names its product endoplasmic reticulum lectin 1-like. Gene Ontology annotation, biological process: endoplasmic reticulum unfolded protein response; retrograde protein transport, ER to cytosol. The record is from RefSeq and is a predicted model, not a curated record. Gene Ontology annotation, cellular component: endoplasmic reticulum lumen. The transcript is spliced from 15 exons. NCBI's taxonomy places the organism in Eukaryota, Metazoa, Mollusca, Bivalvia, Venerida, Veneridae. The coding region runs from base 406 to 1854 and encodes 482 amino acids.
CAUAUAGAAUUAACAAUGGAAAUGUUAUCAUUCUUGUCAUUUAUUUCUCUUGUUUCUGCUGGUGGAAUAAAUCCAUUUUCAGAUGAUGACCUGUUUUCAAUCAACUGGGCUGGUACUGUAGACAUGGAAAGACUGAAAAACCACCACUUAGAGAUCAAGUUGUCCAGGCCUCGACCUUAGCGGUGGACCGUUGGACCGACGCAACCAAAAUAUCGGCAGGUCCACUAACUAUCAAAAGUUGGAUAGACCGACGGUCAACCAAUUUUCAGUCACGGUCUGCAAAAGUGAAGAAUAGGGGAAAAAUCGUACGCAUAUCGGCAAAUUCACAAAACGAAAGUUGAUUUUGCCUUAAGUACAGCAUUCUACAGUUACAAGCAUUGGCGAGUUGAAGUCAGGAUAGCACGAAUGGACUACUCCACUGAUCGGGCGAGUGGUAUUUACGUGGAAAAUAGUGACCUUGAGAUAGUUUCGGUACAAACAGAAGAGAAUGAAAAAUAUCAGUGUGUUAUUCCAGAAUCUCAAGCCUCCAUUGAUGCUACUAGGAAAGCAACAUAUAAUGGUGCAACACCAGAUGAGCUGAUGGAAGCCCUGUUUUUGCAGUCUUCUUGUUCUUAUAGAAUAGAGAGUUAUUGGACAUAUGAACUUUGUCAUGGGAAGCACAUUAAACAGUACCAUGAUAAUAAGGAGCUUGGACUGCAAAAGCCAAAACUGCAAGAAUAUUAUUUGGGAGUUAUUACUCCAGCAACAAAAGAAGAUGAAAAAAAGACUUCAGAAGACAAAACUAAAUCAGGAAGUGAAACAGAAGAAAAGACCAGUGAGAAAACAGAGGAGAAAGAGCCAGAAGGUGAAAUUGUGGAUGAAACUGUGGAAGGGAAGGAAGAAGAAACCAAAGAUGGAGAAAAAGAAACAACAGAAAAGAAACAGCAGGAAAUCAGAAGUGUUAAAAUAGAUGGUUUGGACCUGCCAUUUUUCUCAGUAAACAUGACAGGGGGUACAGACUGUGAUUUAACAGGAAAACCUCGACAAAGCCACAUCAUGUAUAUCUGUCAACCAAACGGUCGUGGAGAGAUUUACCAGCUCAAAGAAACUUCCAGUUGUGAAUAUGACAUUAUUGUACUGACCUCAGUACUCUGCCAGCAUCCAGCUUUCAAACCAAAGGAUCCACCAGUCAGUAAGAUAAACUGCCAUUCUGUUGGUAAAUCACCUCGGCAACCAGGGAGGCUGACCAAGCUACAGAGAGAGCAGGGGAUAAGGCUGGAACCAGAAGACGAGGAAGAUGAGGAGGAGGAGGAGGAAGAGGUAUUACAACAUCCACCAAAGAAACAGACAGGCUUUAAAAAAGAUCAUAUAUAUGAAGAAAAUAAACCAGUUAAAGUUGACACAACUAUAGGAAAGGAAGCAGAUAAACAAUUACUCCGAGACUUCUUAAACGGAGAUUAUUGUAUACAUGGGGGAGGUGGAUGGUGGAAGCAUGAGUUUUGUUACAAUAAACAUGCUAAACAAUACCAUGAGGAAACUGGCAGUGUAACAACAAUACUUUUAGGGCAUUGGAACAAACAGAAACAUUUAGACUGGCUGGAGAAAAACCCAGCCAAAAAGCCAAAGGGACCUCAAAGUAGAAAGCAAAUAUCAUUGUACUACAGCGGAGGAGAUAUUUGUGAUUUAACUAAUUUACCAAGACAUGUAGAAGUAAAAUUAAAAUGUUUACAAAAUCAGAAACAACCUCAUGCUGUUGCCAUCUACCUGGUAGAGCCAUCUCCUUGUGAAUAUGUGUUAGGUGUUGAAUCUACGUUAUUUUGUGGUCUUCUGGAGCAAGCAGAUGACAAUGGAUUGUUUGACCAUAUCAAUGUUUAAUUAUUUUUGUAACAUACUGUUUUUUUUUUGUAAAAUCAUUGCCAAUAUAAAUCCAUUACAUGCAAGCUAAACGGUUCAUAUACUCACAUGAUCAUAAUGCCAGUUUGUAUAUACAUGUAGUUGUAAACUUACAUUAUUCUAUAUCUAUUUUAUCUAUCCAAUCGUGAAGGUUUCUUUGAAACACGUGACCAUACAAUAUAUUACUGUAUUGGACGCAUGUGCGUACAAAAUAACCUGUAUUUUUUUCCAUAUUUGGGCGGUUCAACAGUCCCAUGUUAAACAUACAAUAAAGCUCGAAACGCAUGAAAAUGUUCCGAAUGUAAAUCGAGUGAAGUAGGCGCUCUAUUUACAGAGUUUGAUUAUGCAUCUUGAAAUCAGGAUUAUAUAUCAAGAAAAGGCAGAAAUAGCUACAAUAUUCAGUGAAUCAUUUUUAAUUUAAACUAAAAUAAAAUAGAUAUAGAAUAAAAAGGUUAUCAAUUUUAAUAUUGUACUGUGCAAUACGAGAUAUACAAUAUGGAGAUAUAUUUGGACUCGUACCCAGCUGGGAAAACCAUAUUGGACUCGCCUAGCGGCUCGUCCAAUAUGGUUUUCUCAGCUGGGUACUCAUCCAAAUAUGUCUCCAUAUUGUACAGAACAAUGUUAAAUAACCUAAUUAUUGCACAUACUUGAAACAAUCUGUACCAGGAAGUAUUAAAUGUGAAAACUUUUGACUUGAUAACAGUGUUUUCAAACCAUGUGAUGGUGAAUAUAGAGUUGUUUUUUUUUUCUGGUAGAAUACCAGUAGAUCAUUUUAUGAUGCCAUUAUUGAUGAAAGAUGAACCUACAAGGAAAUUAUUUUGGUUUCUAUUUUUUGCUUGCACUAGUUUCAGAGAUUGUAUAGGUUUAAAUUAUAUGUUAGCUUCUCAAAAUUCUUACAUAAAAGCUAAGCAAGAUAAAUGAAUGCAGAAAGUACUAGAAGUGUUUUAACAUGUUUGAUUGUAGAUGGAUUGAUAGAAAUUUUCUAAUGAGAAUUAUUUUUGUUGCAUCUGACUUUUCAGAGGUGUUCAGCAAAGGUGCUUGUGUUACAGUAAUGGAUAUUGUAAGGGAUGCAAUGUAAAACGAUAACCCUUUGCAUACUGGAAUGACCAGUAAACACGCUUAUGUAAAGUUAUUGUGAUGGAUAUAAAAUGAUUAUGUUUGUUCAAACAGCUUAUGCACGCAGCAUUUGUUGUCCCUGCAAGGAAAAACCUAAAUGCUGUAAUUUCUUGUACUGUGUGUUGUGUUGAUUAUACUGCUAAUGUGUGGUAGUUUAAUAUCUGUUUUAAACAGGUGUAUUAUAAUUAUCUAUUACAUGUAAACAUUGGAUUAUCAAAAUAUAUCUGGUAUUUUGAAAUUUCAGCUUUAUUAUCACUGGUAAGAAACUAUAAAAUGUGUAAAUUUAGUCAAAACAGGAAAUAAAAAGAAAAAUUGUUUGUAUUACGUGUAAUAUCAAAAUAUUUUUCACUCUAGAACACCAUAUUUCACAUUUUCGCCAAUGGCUUGUCACUCGUGAAAAUACUGCAUCUGGAGUUCACUCGUGAAAGAUGUUUCAAUCUUACAAUGAAACAAACAAAUAGCCUCCAUGUAUGAGCUAUAAAUGCAAAAAUAUGAAAAAAUAGUACAGAGACUAUAGUAUUUUUAGUGUAGAUCGGUUACUGUGAUAAUAGCUUGAUAACCAGGCCCCGUGUUCACACAACAUUUUUCAGUCUCAGCUGAAUUUGAGUCUGAAAUUUUAAUAUCAAUUUUACUAAAACUUCAAGGUUAAAUUUCAACUGAGACUGACCAUCAAUACUGAAUAGCCACUUGAAAAUAGUUAUUAACUUAAAAUUUAGUUUUAAACAUGCUAUUUAGAUAUAAUGACAAAUUAAGUUUCGUUAUCAAACUCAGCUGAGACUAAAAAUGUUUUGUGAACAAAGGACCAGUAUCACAUAUAAUGUUUUAGUUGUUCAGAAAGUAUGAUGGUACUGGUAGUAUAUUAAGUAGCUAGUAAUGUUUGUAUUUAUUCUCAGUAGUAGAAAUAAGAAUAUACCGGUACCCACUGAUCCUGAAAAUAAAAAAUCAACAGGUCUAACAAAAUGCUCUGGAAAACUUCAAAUUUUGUAUAUGUAUAUAUUUUCUCUAUGCAUUUAAUCUUCAUCAGUGAAAAUCUGUAACUAAGUGAGCACUUGUAGAGCUAGAUUUCAAAUACAGUAGUAUAAUGUUAGAUGUAUAUAAUUUCAAAUAAAUCCGAAGUUAUAUGUAUCCUGGUGUAUGUUAAAGUCAGUGCAAGCAAGUUACCAUUAAGCCAGACUUGCUGUGUAGGCAACUGAAGUCAGAAAAAAUUGUCUUUUUAGCUCACCUGUCAUGAAGUGACAAGGUGAGCUAUUGUGACCACUUGAUGUCUGUCGUGCGUAGUGCAUGGUGCGUCGUUCGUCAACAAUAUCUAAAAAAAUCUUCUUCUUGAAAACCACUGGGCAGAAUUACACCAAACUUCACUGAAAUGAUCCUUGGAUGGCCCCCUUUCAAAACUGUUCAAAGAAUUGAAUUCCAUGCAGAACUCUGGUUGCCAUGGCAACCAAAAGGAAAAACUUUAAAAAUCUUCUUCUCAAAAACCAGAAGCUCUAGAGCUUAGAUAUUUGGUGUGAAGCAUUGCCUAGUGGAUCUCUACCAAUUUUGUUCAAAUCAUGACCCCGGGGUCAAAAUUGACCCCGCC